Penicillium alfredii is the source of this 1065-nucleotide messenger RNA. Its product is annotated as RPC34 RNA polymerase subunit family protein. The record is from RefSeq and is a predicted model, not a curated record. Gene Ontology annotation, biological process: transcription by RNA polymerase III. Bases 1 to 1065 code for a protein of 354 amino acids. Gene Ontology annotation, cellular component: RNA polymerase III complex. Lineage: Eukaryota; Fungi; Ascomycota; Eurotiomycetes; Eurotiales; Aspergillaceae. The transcript has 2 exons.
AUGGCCUCCGCGGGGUCUGACGUUGCCCAGCUUGCCUCGAAGCUCUAUGAGGCGUGCUUAAACCAAUUCGACUCCGAGCACCUGUUCUACCAAAAUGAUCUGCGGGGAUUGAAUGUCAUUCCCGAUGGCGACAUCCCGCUCCUCCUGAAUUGCACCCAAUCCCUGGUGGAUCAGAAGUUCUUCCGUCUUCUCCAGGACAAAAGUGAUCGACUGGCAUGGAAGGUUGUUCCGCGCGAGGAUGCCGAAAAACUCCGGUCUCUGAGCGCCGAUGAAAGUCUGGUGUACAGUGUCAUCCAGUCCACCGGACGGACAGGCAUCUGGGUGCGCUCGAUUCAAAUGCGCACAAACCUGCACAAAUCAAUUCUCGAUCGCAGCCUCAAAUCCCUCGAGGGCAAGAACUACAUCAAAACCAUCCACAAUGUCAAAUACCCCAGCCGGAAGAUGUACAUGCUGGCCGGCCUGGCCCCUAGCGAGGAGAUCACGGGCGGCGCCUGGUUCACAGACGGCGUACUUGAUGCCAACUUCAUCAACAGUGUGGGAGGCUUCAUCGAAUACACCGUCAGCCGGAAGAGCUGGUACGAGGUGCCCACGGCCGAGCGCGGCCGGGCCAAGCGCCUCAAAACUGCGACAGGUAAAGCGGACGUCAAGUCAGAGCAGCCAGAAAAGGCCUAUCUGCCCUUCCCUGCAGACUACAAGGGAUAUCCGACAGUCGAGAGCAUCACCGCCGCCGUCAACGAGAGCGGAAUCACUCCAGUGCGUAUGUGGGAACAAAGUGUGGUCCAGCUGCUCGAAAUGCUCUCUUACGACAAAAAGCUCGUCGCCCUGAACGACGGGCGGAACUACAGAGCUCUCAAGAAUCCCGAAGCGGUCAAAGCGAGCCAGGCCCGCAAACCCGCUGCCGAGGGUGACGAAGCCGAGGCUGCCAAACACCUGGUCAAAAACGGCAUGACCGAAGCCCCCUGCGGCCAGUGCCCGGUCUUCCGACUGUGCUCGCCGGGUGGCGCUGUGAGCCCCGAGACCUGCGAGUAUUUCGACCCGUGGUUGUCGAACGGCCUUGGUUUCUGA